Molecule: messenger RNA, 4735 nt
Organism: Macroventuria anomochaeta
Lineage: Eukaryota; Fungi; Ascomycota; Dothideomycetes; Pleosporales; Didymellaceae
Exons: 5
Coding region: 169-4455 (1428 amino acids)
Biological process (GO): endosomal transport; endocytosis
Cellular component (GO): plasma membrane; cytoplasm
Molecular function (GO): protein binding; calcium ion binding
Source: RefSeq, a predicted model, not a curated record
GCCGUGGUGUUGCCGCCAGCCUCUCCAUUUCUGCCGCCGGGCGCUCCCCGUGCUAGCUUCCCCGCCCGCGCAUUACACGACAGUACCCCGGAGAGCUUCAGCCUCAUCGCAGGCGCCCGUUGCCCAUCCACGAGCUCCACCGUCUGACGGCGUUCACACUGCACAGCCAUGGCGGACCUAGCAGGCGGCGGCGAGCUGAACCAGUCCGUCCUCAACCUGACGCCCGAGGAGAAGCGCGUGUUCCAGCACCUCUUCCAGCAGGCCGACACAGAGAAGCUCGGCGUCAUAACGGGCGAGAUCGCCGUCAAGUUCUUCGAGCGCACCAAGCUGGCCCCGGCCGUCCUGGGCGAGAUAUGGCAGAUUGCAGACACGGAGAACCGCGGCCUGCUGACCAUGGCUGGCUUCUGCCAGGUCCUGCGACUCAUCGGACACUACCAGGCUGGCCGAGACCCUUCGCCGGAGCUGGCAUUCAGGCCUGCACCGCUACCCAAGUUUGAGGGUCUCUCAGUACCGGCUGCAUCGCCCGCAGCUCCCCAGGGCUUCUCUCCUCAGACCACAGGACCCUUGCAGGCUCAGGUCAGCGGCCAGGGCCCCAUCCGCGUCCCUCCGCUCGUUCCCGCCAAGGCCUCCGAGUAUGCUGGCCUGUUUGAGAAGUCGGGCGCCGUCAAUGGCGUGCUAUCUGGCGAGAAUGCAAAGGAGAUCUUUGAAAAAGCAAGACUACCCAACGAGGUCCUCGGUCGGAUCUGGAACCUCUCGGAUACAGAGCAGCGCGGCGCUUUGAACGUCACCGAGUUCAUCAUUGCCAUGCACCUUCUUGCUUCCUACCGCACAGGGAACAUGAAGGCUCUGCCCAACACCCUGCCUCCUGGGCUAUACGAAGCUGCGUCUCGAAGGGGGGGCUUACCACCUCCUCCGGGCCGCCCGGAUCAAGCAUCGAUCCCGCGCCAGUUCAGCGGUCAGCAGAACGUUCCAAGGACAGCGAGUCCUCUCAGACAGCCGCCCUUUGGGCCACCAGCACCAGUGCAGCAGACGAGCAACGACUGGCUGAUCAGCCCACAAGAGAAGGCUUCAUACGACAACCUGUUCAAGGGAGUCGACACAAUGGGCCGCGGGUUCAUCACAGGAGAGCAGGCAGUGCGCUUUUUCAGCGACUCUGGGCUGCCAGAAGACAUUCUUGCAGGCAUUUGGGACCUUGCGGAUAUCAACUCUGAAGGGCAGCUAUCCAAGGACGAGUUUGCAGUCGCCAUGUACCUGAUCCGACAGCAGCGAAAGGGUGAUCAGUUGCCUCAAACCCUCCCUUCGAACCUUAUUCCCCCGAGUCUGCGAACACGGGCGAACCAGCAAGCUCCCGCUGUUGCGCCACCUCCACCACAACCCAAGUCAGCUGCUGAUGAUCUUUUCGGUUUGGACGCAUUCUCUGCUCCUGAGCCUGCGUCACCACAGCGAGCUAUGGAUACAGGCGGCUCUGCUGCGUUCGGCAAGCCGUUCGACAGUGAUCCAUUCGAAAGCAAGGCUGCGUCGCCGGCAUCUCCUGGACCAUUCCAACCACAGCCGCGCAACCCUGCCUCCACAUUCAAGCCUUUCUUACCUACCUCCUCGUUCGGUCAAACGCUCACUUCGCACUCGACUGGUCAGUCAGGGACCUCGCAGCGAAACCAGCCUUCGGCUAUGGAUGACCUCCUGGGCGAGAGCGAUCCUGAAAUCAACAAGAAGCUUACGCAGGACUCGACUGAGCUGGCCAACAUGUCCAAUCAGAUGACUACAUUGAGGAACCAGAUGCAGGAGGUGCAAAGCAAGAAGGAGGCUACGCAAAGCGACCUCAACAGCGUGACCAACCAACGACGAGAGCUCGAGGUUCGGCUGUCGCAGUUCAAGACAACAUAUGAGCAGGAGGUCAAGGCUGUCAAGGCGCUCGAGGACCGUCUUGCAGCUUCGCGCAACGAGACACGCAAGUUGCAACAGGACAUCGCUAUGCUUGAAGGAACUUACCAGGACCUUCAAACCCAGCAUCGUCAAGUUGGAGGCGCUCUUGAGGCUGACCAACGCGAGAACGCCAACCUCAAAGAGCGCAUCCGCCAACUGAAUGCUGAAGUCGCGCAGCUGCGACCUCAGCUUGAGAAGAUGAGGACAGACGCACGACAGCAGAAGGGUAUGGUGUCCAUCAACAAGAAACAGUUGGCUACCAACGAAGGAGAGCGUGACAAGAUCAAGAAUGAGAUGAACGAUCUGAGCAGAGCUGCGGAGGAAGCCGCACGAAGCCCACCACAGCAGUCAACACCAGCAGUCGCCAGCCCCGCCGCAUCUACAACGAGCCAGUCCACCAACCCCUUCUUCCGCAAGUCGCCGGGUCAAACCUCAGACAACGCCAUGUCUCCCUCUGGCUUUGCUCAAGGACCGCACAAGGACUUUGAUAGCGUCUUCGGUUCUUUCGCUCCUGCGCAGAACACCCCGCCACCGGUUUCUUUCCGCUCGGAGAACCAGAGCCACGUACCUAACUUCUCUGCCCCAUCUGGACAGUCUGUUCGCUCUUCUGAGGGUCCUGAUGUCCCCACUCCAUCCACCUCGCCACCUCUCUCGUCCUACCAGGAGUCGCCCCGUGGUGUAGAACCUCCAGCUGCUCCCGAGUCUCGCCAAUUCACCUCGUCGUUCUUGCCUCUCAGGCAAGAUGGCCCCCGAUCCGACUCAUUCAGCUCCUCUGUCAAGGUCUCUGCCCCUGCUAGCAGAUACGGUGGUCCCGGUGCCCCGGGCCAAGAGACACCCACUGUGUCGAAGGCCUCGCCCGCCGGCACUCCUGUCCCCGAGAAGGCCACAUUGGAGCGAAGCGAGACGAACCGCACAGAGCCUGACAGAUUCAACCCUUCUCAGCCGUUCUCUUUCGAUCGCAACUUUUCUACAGCCUCGCCUGUAGCCAGCGUGACCAGCGACACUCAGCGAUCCACAAGGGCUGAGCCACAACGCCAGGAUACCUUCUCCAGCUUCGGCGCUCCCUCUGCUGCGGUCCAGGACAUCCCUGGAGCUUUCCCCCGCGAGGCUGCCACGCCUCUUCAGCAGAACCCCACUGGAGACAGCAGCUUCAGCAACCAGAGCAAGAACACCAACCGUGCUGAUCCCUUCGGCAGUACCACCAGCGAGAACUCUCGUCCUGGUGGCAAGGUCGAUUUUGAUUCUGCCUUCGCUGGUUUCGGUUCUAGCCGCCAGAACACUGCCUCUGGUUCUGGUGCUAACGGCUCUACGGACAACUCCAACAAGUUCAACAAGGAGUUUCCACCCAUUGAGGAUCUGACUCACGAUGAUGAAAGCGAUAGCGAUAACGAGCAAGGCUUUGAUGACAACUUUACUGCGACAUCUCCUCAACAAAAGCGCAGCAGUGUUGGUCAACAAUCGUCGCAGCAACAGCCACAGCAGCAGCGUCCAGGUACUGCAUCGACAGACGAGCUGUACAGGUCACCACCACCGCCAACCACUCGUCUUGACUCGAACCUCGGCGGUCUGCCUUCCGCAGAUGCACAGAAGUCGCCGCCAGCGUACGACUCGACGGUCGGUCAGCGCAGUGGUUCAAACCAGUUCCCUCCUGAGUUCGGCGGCUUGCUGCCCUCUCGCGAAGUCCCGAACUCACCCACUACCUCACAAUCGCCUGAGAAGUCUUUCAGUCCUGCUGGUGGCCACGGUGCAGUCCUGUUCGGUGGUCCUUCCUCGAAGCCAACGACGAUAUCGCCCCCACCAAACGAUACACCGUCGUCGACUGUUCCGUCCGAUGCUUACCACUCCGCUGUGUCGUACGGUACGAGCGACAAUGCGGGUGCCUCCCAGGCUACAAACCAACCUCAGCUGCAGAGGUCGGCCUUCAACGACGACUUCGAUGCUGGCUUCGACGACUUGACUGAUGCUAAGGAAGACGAAAAGGCUGAUGACGACUUCAUAUUCUCCUCGCAUCAGCGCGAUGAGCUUGAUGAGUUCAACCCUGUUUUCGACUCGCCUGCGGCAUCCAAAUCUAACACAAUGGCAUCGCAGCAGACACCUACAGGCAAGCCGCGCGGUGACGACAGCUUCAGCGACUUCGAGCACUUGUCACACGGCUUUGGACAGCCUCAGGCACCUCAGCCCUCCUCUUCGACCCAGGACUGGGAUGCCAUCUUUUCCAACCUCGAGUCCUCGCAAAACGAUAAGUCCGGGCACUCUCAGCAGCAGACCACCGACUUCAGCAAGUCUGUCUUUGACAGCCUCGACAAUGAAGAUGCUGGUGCCUCGUCCUCGAAGCAGGGACACCUGUCUCCUCAGUCACCCCAGAUGCCUCAGUUGGGCCGUGCAAUCAGCAGCGGUACCGAGCACGACGACCCUAUCUUGAAGAAGUUGACAGCCAUGGGCUACAACCGUAACGAGGCUCUCAGUGCUUUGGAGAAGUUCGACUAUGACAUCAACAAGGCUACGGACUACUUGGUCUCUGGGCAGCAGUAACUGGAUCUCGCAGCACAACUGGUACGAAACGUAAUCUAGCGCGACACACAGUAUGUUUGAAUUGAAUUUUUGUACGAGUACAUCUUUCAGCAUGGCUUGCCGUACCCUUGAGCGUUGAUCUUCCGGUCUGUCGUUCUCGCAUUGUAGUAUGCAUUUGUGGCGGCUUGACUGCCAGUGGGUUCAGACUUUCCUUGCACAUACUUCGCAAUAAUCAAGAUUGAUUUCCGCUCACCAGACCGAUGGCUACGUACACAUACUGCGCCAUGUUCGUGACGUUUGG